Messenger RNA from Linum tenue, 2986 nucleotides. The record is from the annotation of a GenBank genome assembly. Lineage: Eukaryota; Viridiplantae; Streptophyta; Magnoliopsida; Malpighiales; Linaceae.
GCCAAAAAGAAAACCAUGGAGGGAGAAAAUAAAACAACUGGACGAAAACCCAACCCAAACCCUCCAACUGGCAAAGCACCAGAAGAAAGAGGACGACGAUCGACGACGAGGAGGAGAGGGGAAAGCGUAGGGCUGUGAUCGGAGCGGGUCGCGUAACUUCUGGAAUUGGAUCAAGUAUCGGAUAAUGGAAAUUUGGAGGUAGAAGAGAAGAAACAUCUCUGUAGGAUUAGGAGUAGAAGAAUCGGGGGGAGAGGAUAGGCCGGUAAGCGAGGUUUCCAAGCGCCAUCAUCUGUCUGUUUGUGACCGCGACAGGAAAGGAGGAAGACGCGAUUGAAACGUCGAUCAGAAAAGCAUCAGCACUAGGUUCCUGAGCUCAUCGGAAUUGCUACUCUUACUAACUCGUUCAGUCAUUCGAAUGGCGGAGAAAGCUUGCGUCAAGCGGCUUCAGAAGGAAUACAGGGCACUCUGCAAGGAACCAGUCUCCAACGUGGUUGCUCGUCCUUCCCCAAACAACAUUCUUGAAUGGCAUUAUGUAUUGGAGGGAAGUGAAGGAACUCCUUUUGCAGUUCAUCCAGAAAGUUGGAAUCCGAUGUGGUCUGUAUCAAGCAUACUUACAGGGCUGCUUUCUUUCAUGAUGGACAACAGCCCCACGACCGGCAGCGUUAAUAGUACCAUCACUGAGAAGCAACGCCUGGCAGAGGCCUCUCUUGCUUCCAAUUGCAAGAAUGCGACAUUUAGGAAGUUAUUUCCCGAGUAUGUUGAGAAGUACAACCUACAGCAGCAGCAGCCUGAUGAGCAACCUGGUUCAGAUAUGGGACCUGAGAUUUCAGAAGAUGAGAACUCGAGGCCUAAGCCAGAAAAAGUGGACGGCCAUUUGGAAGAAGAGGGGAGAAGGACUUCGUUGAAGAAUCAUUUUCCGCCUCUGAGUCCGACUCCGAGGGUCCGACUCCUUUCUCAUUGUCAAGCCUUUUCAACCCCAUUCACUCUUGCUGCUGAUGAUGCAAGACUGCUCUCGGUGUGGAAAUCUUUCCUCCCGCCUCGGUCUCUAAGGGUGCACCACGCUUAUCAGCCACAUAAAUUUCUCAUCAAGGCAGUUGCGGCGACCCUCGAACCAACGAGACUGGUCCCGAGUGAAGCAGGACAUGGGAAUCAAGCUCAACGUGAUGCACAUCUGAACUUCGCUUCAACUCCUUCCACGUCUCUCGAUGACUCCGACGAUGCAGAAGUGGACGAGAGAGAGAGGCUGAGACGAAUGAGGAUCUCCAAAGCAAAUAAAGGCAAUGUACCUUGGAACAAGGGCAGGAAGCACAGUCCAGAAACCCUUCAACGCAUCAGGGAGAGAACAAAGCUUGCCAUGCAGAAUCCUAAGAUCAAAAUGAAGCUUGCAAGCCUUGGGCAUGCUCAGAGCAAAGAGACAAGAGUGAAAAUUGGACAAGGAGUGCGAAUGGGAUGGGAAAAGCGUCGCGACAAGCUGAUGGUGCAGGAAACUUGUUAUUUUGAAUGGCAGAACUUGAUUGCAGCAGCUUCAAGGAUGGGAUGUGUUGAUGAAGAAGAGCUGCAAUGGGAUUCUUACAGUAUCUUGAGUAAACAGCUUGAAGUUGAAUGGGUGGAGAGCGUUGAGAAGCGAAGAGCAACUCCUAGGACAAAAGGCAACAAGAGGGCACCAAAAUCCCUUGAGCAGAGAAGAAAGAUUGCAGAAGCCAUUGCUGCCAAAUGGGCUGAUCCUUCAUAUCGAGACCGAGUUCGCUCCGGCCUGGCUAAAUAUCAUGGUAUUCCGGCAGGAACCGAGAGAAAGCCAAGGCGAAAGCCAGUUGGCAGCAGACCAUCCACCAAGAGGGAUAGUGCGAAAAAGAAAGCCAGUGAAACAAGCGAUUCUUCUGGAAGUGAUACCACAAGCUCUACACAGGUCACAAGACAGCGAAACACUACAACACCAUCCUACAAGGAUCCUUUGGCCAGGUCCAAGUUGCAGAUGAUAAUGAAUAUCAGAGCAAAAAGAGCUGCCGUGGAAACUAAAAAAACUGAAGCGGUUGAAAGAGCAAGGUUAUUAAUUGCUGAAGCUGAGAAGGCUGCUAAGGUUCUCGAGGUUGCUGCAGCAGAAAGCCCGAUUGCGCGAGCUUCUCUGAUAGAGACCAGAAAGCUUAUAGCAGAAGCAAUUCAGUCUAUUGAGUCGGUUGAUCGAGGGGAUGUUGAUCUUGCAACAACUGAAUUGAGCGAUGAGGAGAAGGAAAUUGAUGCUGCUGGUCGGUUGUCAAGCUCUACCAAAGCAGAAUCCAGACCACCAGUUAUGGUAAAUGGGGGAAUCAAAACCGCCGCAACAUGUGCUGAAGAUGAAGAACUGAUCAAGUUGAGUGAAUUGGAGUUCCCUGGUAAGCGUUGCAGCCCACAUCAGGGAUUCGAUUUGGCGAGCCUUGUGGAGAAACCAGAGCACCAGUGCCAGGGUGACCUGAACGGGAAUCUCAAAUCUGGAAACAAUGUCCAGCCAAAUGGUUCGAAAGUCGAGCUGCAUAAGACUGAGGACGUGGGGGUAACAAAGAGAUGGGUUCGCGGAAGACUUGUUGAAAUGGUAACAGGAGGUCGGAUGUAGUAGUAGUAGUAGUGGUGGAAGAGUUCAUCAUCGUCAUAAUCUAUAUCGUUGGCUAUAAUAAUUUUGAUCUGGUUGGUGGUGACAUGCAUCGUAGGAGGCAUAGACACGAAAUUCUGCCGUUAGCUGGAGCACUUUGUGUUUCUUCUUUCCCUUUUUGCCUUGUGCCAAACAUUUGCACACUUUGAUGGCAGUUUGGUGUAUAUUAUUAUUAACGAUUAUUAGUAGCUGCACUGACGCUGGGAAGUAGAACACCGGUGCUGCAGUUUAAUGUAAGUGGGUUAUGCGUCGCUUGAUCUAAAAGAAAAGGAGAAGUUUUUCUUUUCCUUUACUCUUUUACCGGCAAGUCGGAGGCGGGAAACUACCAACAGCUUGCUGGGUAAUCUUUGUUUUCAUAACCGA